UCGUCUUCCUUCUAUCAUCCAACAUCGUCCCUCAAACAUCACGACUCCAUAGACCCAUAGCAUCUGCAAAAUUUCUUCCGCUUGCCACUUUCAAGGCAUCGUCAUCUUCGUGGGAAUGUGAAAGAGAGAGGAAGAUACCUGCACGCCGGAGGACUAACAGCAUUGAACGGCGACGAAGAUUUAGAAAGCUCCUAGCUUGGGCUUUCACAGGCCAAAGCCCAUUGCUCCUGGGCCAUAGACUUGCAAAACCCUUCAAUAACAACUUCUCGGCGUUAAGGUUAAGCACUAGGUGCAGAAAGAAAUCUUCGUUCUCUGCCUCUUUUCUAUCUCUGUGUGGACUAUGUCGCUAGAUUCUCACAUAGAGAGGGUGCUAUGGACCAAGUUCCAAAUCUCUAAACGAGUCACGGAGCUUGCAUCCGAAAUCACCAAUGAUUUUGUCUCUAUUUCUCCUCCUCCGGUGAUAGUGGGCGUGGCCACCGGCGCUUUCUUGUUCUUGGCUGACUUGGUCAGGCAAAUACAGUUGCCUAUUUCCGUUGAUUUCAUUCGCGCCGAAUCCUACGGUUCUGGUACUGAGUCCACCGGUGCCCCCACCAUUUCCAUGGACUUGAAGCUCAAUGUUGAAGGCAAACAUGUCAUCCUGGUUGAGGACAUCGUAGACACAGGAAGCACUUUAUUCAAUCUCAUUGCACUCUUGAAAUCCAAGGGAGUAUCCUCUGUGUCUGUUUGCACUUUCCUUGAUAAGCCAGCAAGAAGGAAAGUCCAUUUUGAACCAGUGGGUGAUGGAAAAUACUACCUAGGUUUUGAGUGCCCAGAUCACUUUGUUGUGGGUUAUGGAAUGGAUUUUGCUGAACUAUACAGGAAUUUGCCUUAUAUUGGUGUCUUGAAACCUGAAUAUUACAAGUGAUCUGAUUCAUCAUGAAAAAUUUUAUAACUGUUGAAGACCAUAAUCUUAUUACACCUGCAGAAAUUGGCAUUGUUGGAAUUACAUAGCAUAAUCUUAUACUUCUUUGUGAAGGCAAAGUGUCUUUAUGGAUGUUCUUAUUCUUGGAACUGCAUAAACAUUUGGGAUACUGAUUUUAAAAUUUAAUUAGAUUUUUUUAUCUUUAAUGAAGUGUUAGAAGUUUGUAUACUUUCGCUAUGAACUUCAAAUAUAUUUGUUCUUCUUCCA
Manihot esculenta (cassava) is the source of this 1168-nucleotide messenger RNA. RefSeq names its product hypoxanthine-guanine phosphoribosyltransferase. The transcript is spliced from 3 exons. Gene Ontology annotation, biological process: purine ribonucleoside salvage; hypoxanthine metabolic process; GMP salvage. Bases 341 to 904 code for a protein of 187 amino acids. Gene Ontology annotation, molecular function: hypoxanthine phosphoribosyltransferase activity; magnesium ion binding. NCBI's taxonomy places the organism in Eukaryota, Viridiplantae, Streptophyta, Magnoliopsida, Malpighiales, Euphorbiaceae. The record is from RefSeq and is a predicted model, not a curated record.